AUUUCGAGCAGUGUCUGCUUCAGCUGCAUUUCCAGUUCUUCCUGUCAGGUUGGGGAAGAAGGUGUGUCUCCAUCUCUUAAGUAAGACUGCAGGCUAUCAGCACAGUUUGGACUUUUCAGUCUAUUUAUUUACAGAACACCACAAUAAAAUCCACACUGUGGGGCAGACGGCCGCACGGAGACGCUCACAUUUCAACAGGGCUUUAAUACUGAAGGUUGGAAGCAGUUUUUGGCACUGACAGGAGGAGAAAUGGAGUGUAAAUGCAGAGAGGAUGGAGAUGCUGGUGAUGCUGUUGCAGGCUUGUGGCUGAGCAGCAGCGGCGUCCGGAUGGGAGCAUUUACGGUGGUCGGGUAUCUUCUCUACAGAUUCUCACAGACCCUUCCAGCUCUGAUCCGAUGGCCGAUCCGGAUCUUCUGCUCUCUAACUGGUCUGUCAACUCUGUGGAGCUGGGUGGGCCACCUGGUGGGAACCAUCCGAGGAAUCCAGACACUGGUCAAGUGGCUGUCUCGAAUUUGGCUAUUUGUUUUAGGAUGUUCCUCAAAGUUGCCACAGUUGUUUGGUGCCAUCCCAGCGCACACAGGGUCCAAGACAUCCAACUUGUCGUGUCCUAUUGAAACGGAACUGACCCUCAUCCUCCUGGGGCCCAGUGGUGGUGGGCGGACCCCCCUGGCAGACACCUUGUUGGGUUGUAGUGUGGCCCAGAGACAAGCAGCCACAGGACCGCUGAUGGAGAGCAGCAGGCGUAGAGCGGUGGUGGAUGGCAGAGAGAUUACGGUGAUCGACACACCAGAUCUGCUGAGCCUGUCGUUGGGACAUAACAAGAGAGCAAGGGAAGCCCUGAGGAGCCUUCAGCUUUCCAGUCCUGGACCACACGCCUUCUUGCUGGUGAUCCCGGCUCCAACGCACAGUACAGAGGUCGAGCUUAAUGCCGCUCAGGCAAUCCAAACCAUCCUGGAACUUUUUGGACUUGAAGUCAGGCAGUACAUUAUCCCAGUUGUCACACACGCAGACUGUCUCGGAUCAAGGUGUUCCCUCAAUCAGCUUCUGGAAGUGGACGCUGGCAGUCUGAAAACAGCUAUGACCCUUUGUGGCCAAAUGCCUGAAGUGGUGGACAACAGGCCAGAUCGCCCCCUAGAGGCACAGACGGUGAUGCGCAGGCAGCUCAUUGAUCGUGUGACAGAGAUGAAGGUGCUGAGGGGGCGUUUUGUCCACGAGCUGCAGAGGCGGAAGGACCGACUCACGGAGGAGCUGCUGGCCAACAUGGCGUCUACACUGGCCAGAAAGCUGGCACACGUGUGAAGAGGAACCGUGGCGUUCCUGAGUGUAAUUUAUCCCCACAGUUACGUGGUGAUGGCAUUUAAUUGUCAUUUAAUUUAAUAGAUAAAUAGUUAGAAGAUGAGAGGAAUUUGU
Thalassophryne amazonica is the source of this 1410-nucleotide messenger RNA. RefSeq names its product immune-associated nucleotide-binding protein 7-like. The record is from RefSeq and is a predicted model, not a curated record. Bases 250 to 1299 code for a protein of 349 amino acids. Lineage: Eukaryota; Metazoa; Chordata; Actinopteri; Batrachoidiformes; Batrachoididae. Gene Ontology annotation, molecular function: GTP binding. The transcript has 8 exons.